Rotaria socialis is the source of this 504-nucleotide messenger RNA. The record is from the annotation of a GenBank genome assembly. Lineage: Eukaryota; Metazoa; Rotifera; Eurotatoria; Philodinida; Philodinidae.
AUGGAUAAAAACAAAUCAUCUACAGUUAGCAGCGCAACAUCUGCAGAAUACAGUACAAACGUGGUUUCAGCAGCAUCAAAACAAGCCAUUACUAGCGCCACUGUUGAAACUUCCUCAGAAGAUUUUCGAGCACGACCGAGAAGAAUCGUGCAAAAUUUCCUUUUAGUAUGGCUCGAUGUCAAUAUUGAUGAAAACACGGAAGAUUUUCAAAAAUCAUUGACGGAACUUCGAAAGAUUAUCGUGACAGUAGAACCAUUUACUGACGUCGACCAAUGUGUUGAUUACCUAACAAGUAUAGAUGAUCAGAAAAUCUAUUUAAUCACUUCUGUGUCACUUGGCCAAACGAUAGUGCCGCUUAUACAUGAUAUAGUUCAACUUGAUAUGAUCUUUGUUUUCUGUUCAAACAAAGAUGACCACAAAGUAUGGGCGAAUGAAUGGUCGAAAGUGAGAGGGAUUCAUGACUCAAUACAGCCUAUAUGCAUGCAACUAGCAAAGGCGACAUAA